Molecule: messenger RNA, 1877 nt
Organism: Fukomys damarensis (Damara mole-rat)
Lineage: Eukaryota; Metazoa; Chordata; Mammalia; Rodentia; Bathyergidae
Gene: Cfl2
Product: cofilin 2
Exons: 4
Coding region: 295-744 (149 amino acids)
Biological process (GO): actin filament fragmentation; cell motility; actin filament severing
Cellular component (GO): actin cortical patch; actin cytoskeleton; cytoplasm
Molecular function (GO): actin filament binding
Source: RefSeq, a predicted model, not a curated record
CGCCGGGGCGCGGAGGGUCGGCGGGUGAUGCCCGGCGCGUGCUGCGCUUGCCCUUCGCGUUCUCAUUUUCCGUAACGCACGCCCUCUAAAAUUGCUGUGCGUUUUGAAGGCGGGGGUCAGCGUCUAGAUGUCCUGUAACAUUAAAACCCAUAGGAGAAGAUUAAGGAGGUGGAAUAACUCUUUUAAGAAUACUUUCCCGCGGCCAAAAGCUUUCCACCAGAGCCGUUAGUUCUCCGGAGCCUGCCUGCAUCUGGAGUUACAGUGAACGAUGAAGUCAUCAAAGUUUUUAAUGAUAUGAAAGUGAGGAAAUCUUCUACACAAGAGGAGAUCAAAAAGCGAAAGAAAGCAGUUCUCUUCUGUUUAAGCGAUGACAAAAGACAAAUAAUUGUAGAGGAAGCAAAGCAGAUCUUGGUGGGUGACAUUGGUGAUACUGUAGAGGACCCCUACACAUCUUUUGUGAAGUUGCUACCUCUGAAUGAUUGCCGAUAUGCUUUGUACGAUGCCACAUACGAAACAAAAGAGUCUAAGAAAGAAGACCUAGUAUUUAUAUUCUGGGCUCCUGAAAGUGCACCAUUAAAAAGCAAGAUGAUUUAUGCUAGCUCUAAAGAUGCCAUUAAAAAGAAAUUUACAGGUAUUAAACACGAGUGGCAAGUAAAUGGCUUGGAUGAUAUUAAGGACCGUUCAACACUUGGAGAGAAACUGGGAGGCAAUGUAGUAGUUUCACUUGAAGGAAAACCAUUAUAAAAUGACAGUCAAGUGCCAUUUGGAUCAUAAGGGGCUUUCUUUUUUUCCAGCUCAGUCCAUUGGAAUAGUAUUAGGUUUUGUUUUUUUGUUUUUUCCCUUUCCACUGGACCCUUCCAACACAAUGAAUGAAGGAGAUACCAUUCAUUUAAGCAGCUUGUCAGUGAUUGCCAUUAGACUGUUUAACACUGUUACUUUUGUGGUUAUUUUUAUGUACAACCUGAGGAAUGCCUUCCCAUCUUACAUUAGCCAAAACAACUGGUUAUAUGCCUUGCUUGCUGCAAGCACUACAGUGAAUGUGAUUGUCAAUGUGACUAGCUUAGAAUACUGCAAAGGAUAAGCUAAUUGAAUGCCUUGAAAGUAUUAGCCACUGGUCAGAUGGUAAACUUUUUCAGUAUUAUUUAUAGUUGCACUUGAUUGCAGUUCUGUGAGGCGCGCAGCAUUGGUACACCUCACCUGCCUUGGCAAGCCUAUUUUUGUGACAUGGCGGCACACAUAUAACACUAUGCAUUAAAAGCACUUUUUUUGUAAUGAAGUUAAUCCUCCGAAAAGAAUGCCAAUUAAGUUUCAUUAACUGUGUCAUCAGUUUACCCUUGUACCUCUGUUCAUUCCUGUUACCUGCGUAUCUUUAAAUAGCUGUUACAGUAUUAAUGCCUUUGUGUUUUCUGUUGAGUGUACACUACUGAAUAAGUGUAGAAGUUUUAUGUUUACCGUGUGAGUCUUGCAACAUUAAAGGUAGUCUGAAUAUCAGUCAUGAUGGCAGUUUCUGUAUAAAAGAGCCUUAAAUGGAACAUUGUUUUGAGAUCAAACUCCUUACCCUCACAAAAAUGGCCACGUUGCAAUAAAAAGUGUGGCAUAUUACAGAAUGUUGCCUUGUUUUCCUUGGGAAUUUUGCAAAAUGUUCUGUGGAACAACUUUUAGGUAAACAUCUAUUAAAGUCUCUGCAUUGGUCAUUUAAGAACUUUUCUGUAUGAUGUUCAUGUGUGAUAUUUUCCAGAUUUCUUGAAUUUCUUUGGUUUGAAAAAAUAUCCUAAAGCCACUUAAUAUAAAAUACCAUCCUUAAAGAGUGGUACUUUUAUAAACAUGUUUGUUUAUUUUAAUACAGAGAUUAGAGUAGUUUCUCUUGUUUUGUUUGC